AUGAAGCUUGGUACGGCCUUUUUCUUGGGGGCGUUGGCCUUCGGAGUUUCUGCAGACAGAUCUAGCAAGGCCUACACGGAACCUUAUCGUCCCCAAUUCCACUUCAGCGCUGAGAAAAAUUGGUUGAAUGAUCCCAAUGGUCUCAUACAUGCUGAUGGUGUUUAUCACCUCUUUUUCCAGUAUAACCCUGGUGGUGAUACAUGGGGCGCAAUGUCUUGGGGCCAUGCAACAAGCAAGGACUUACUGCAUUGGACUGAACAGCCUGUUGCUCUUGAGGCGAGGGGGUUCCCGAACAAUAUCACCGAAAUGUACUUCUCUGGGACGGCUAUUGUCGACGAGAGGAAUACUAGUGGGUUUGGUCGCCAGGGAAAGGCACCCUGGGUUGCUAUGUAUACGUCCUAUUAUCCAAUGGAGCAGACACUGCCGAGUGGGAAACACGUGCGCACAAACCAGCAGGCCCAGUCUAUAGCAUAUUCCCUCGACAAAGGGAUGACAUGGACCACAUACGACGCUGCUAACCCCGUGAUUCUGGACCCUCCUGCUCCAUACCAAGAUCAGUUCCCGGAGUUCCGGGAUCCCAGUGUCUUCUGGCACGAGGAUACUGAGCGAUGGGUGGCAGUUAUUAGCCUUGCGAAACUGCACAAGGUUCUUAUCUACACAUCACACGACCUCAAGAAAUGGGACUUGGCCAGUGAGUUUGGCCCAGCCAAUGCUGUUGGUGGUGUCUGGGAAUGUCCAAGUAUCUUCCCACUACCUCUCAACGGUGGAGAGUCUGAGAAAUGGGUUCUCAUGCUUGGUCUAAACCCUGGGGGCCCUCCUGGAACGGUAGGGUCCGGCACACAGUAUAUCGUGGGGAAUUUCAACGGCACCACGUUUACCGCAGACAGCGACAGUGUCUAUGACGGGAGUGGACCCACUGAUGGCGUCAUCUUUGAGGACUUCGAAGGCGACAAGACCCUUGCUGCUCGCGGCUGGAUAACUACCGGUGAUUUUGUCGGCGCUUCCCCGGCAAAAGGCACCCUCGACGGACAGAACACAGUAACCGGAUUCAAAGGAAAGCAGCUUCUGAACACAUUCCUGAACGGCGAUGCCACAACUGGCACUCUCACAUCUAAGCCCUUCGACAUCUCACAGAAGUACAUUAACUUCCUCGUCGGAGGAGGGAGCAAUGCCAACAAAACCGCAAUCCAGCUGAAGGUCAAGGGGCAGGUUGUUCGUACCUCCGCCGGGUCCGACAGUGAAACGCUUUCGUGGAAAAGCUGGGACGUAAGAGCCCUCCAGGGGAAGAGCGGUACUAUCGAGAUUAUCGACAACGCCACUGGAGGAUGGGGCCAUAUUAAUGUUGACGAGAUUUCUUUCUCCAACACGCGCGCCAACAGCCAGAUCGCAAAUUGGCUCGAUUGGGGCCCAGACUUUUACGCGGCGCUCGGGUGGAAUGGUCUCUCUCAAGAUGAGCGAACGGUUAUCGCGUGGAUGAACAAUUGGCAGUAUGGAGGUAACAUACCGACAGACCCCUGGCGCAGUGCGAUGACUAUUCCCCGGCACCUUGCUCUAAAGACAAUCGGUGGCAAGGCCACAUUGGUGCAGGAGCCAGCGGGAAAAUGGAAAUCAAUUACGAGCGGCGGUAAUGCAUCCACUUUCCGUCGCGUGGAUGGUGUGCGCGAGCUCGGCCGUAUCGGAAAAGCGCUGCAGAUUGAUUUGACAUUCUCCAACAGACGCCCGUCUCUUUCAGGUAACAGUUCCGAGUUUGGAAUUGUUGUCGCCGCAACCAAGGACUAUACCCAGCAAACACGAGUCGGCUAUGAUUUCGACACCCAGGAAGUUUUCAUUGACCGGUCAAAGUCAGGAGACGUGUCCUUUGAUGCCACCUUUGCGGCUACAUACUCCGCCCCUUUGUCUCCUUCGGCAAACGGAUCUGUUUCCUUGAGAGUCUAUGUGGACUGGUCAAGCGUUGAGGUCUUUGGGGGACAGGGUGAAGCCACAAUCACCAGUCAGAUUUUCCCUUCUGCUGAGGCUGUGUACGGUCGACUGUUCUCUACUGGCGGUGCAACGAGCAAUGUUACACUGAGGGUGAAGGAAGUGCGUUCUACGUGGCAGUAG
Molecule: messenger RNA, 2100 nt
Organism: Penicillium hordei
Lineage: Eukaryota; Fungi; Ascomycota; Eurotiomycetes; Eurotiales; Aspergillaceae
Product: glycoside hydrolase family 32 protein
Exons: 2
Coding region: 1-2100 (699 amino acids)
Biological process (GO): sucrose catabolic process
Molecular function (GO): sucrose alpha-glucosidase activity
Source: RefSeq, a predicted model, not a curated record